Erythranthe guttata (spotted monkey flower) is the source of this 1779-nucleotide messenger RNA. Lineage: Eukaryota; Viridiplantae; Streptophyta; Magnoliopsida; Lamiales; Phrymaceae. The record is from RefSeq and is a predicted model, not a curated record.
GCCUCAGAUAUAUAUAUAACCCCUGUUUCACCACAAGUUCCAAUAUACCAUAUUCCCCCCCAGAGAACGUCUUUGUAUACGCUCCUGGUUAUUUCUCUGUUCUUAUUCAGAUCCAGAUCUCCUUUACGAAGUUUAAUCUUCCAAACCAAAAGCGAAAAUGAGGGAAUGCAUUUCAAUCCACAUUGGACAGGCCGGAAUUCAGGUCGGCAACGCUUGCUGGGAGCUCUACUGCCUUGAACACGGCAUUCAGCCUGAUGGACAAAUGCCCGGAGAUACCACCGUCGGUGGCGGUGAUGACGCCUUCAACACAUUCUUCAGUGAAACUGGCGCUGGAAAGCAUGUUCCUCGCGCGGUGUUCGUAGAUCUGGAGCCAACUGUGAUUGACGAGGUCCGCACCGGCACAUACCGCCAGCUGUUCCACCCAGAACAGCUCAUCAGCGGAAAGGAGGAUGCCGCCAACAACUUUGCCAGAGGUCAUUACACCAUCGGCAAAGAAAUCGUGGAUCUGUGCCUUGACAGGAUCCGUAAGCUCGCGGACAACUGUACCGGACUUCAGGGCUUCCUCGUUUUCCAUGCUGUGGGCGGUGGUACUGGAUCUGGUCUCGGAUCUCUUCUUCUCGAGAGGCUCUCUGUUGACUACGGUAAAAAAUCAAAGUUGGGUUUCACCAUUUACCCUUCCCCCCAGGUUUCCACUGCUGUUGUGGAGCCUUACAACUCUGUGCUCUCCACUCAUUCUCUGUUGGAGCACACCGAUGUUGCUAUACUCCUCGACAAUGAGGCUAUCUACGACAUCUGCCGUAAAUCCCUCGAUAUUGAAAGACCCACGUACACAAAUCUGAACAGGCUGAUUUCUCAGGUGAUUUCUUCCCUGACCGCAUCUCUGAGAUUCGACGGUGCAUUGAACGUUGACGUGAACGAGUUCCAAACAAAUCUCGUACCAUACCCAAGAAUCCACUUCAUGCUUUCCUCGUAUGCCCCAGUCAUCUCUGCCGAGAAGGCCUACCAUGAGCAGCUCUCUGUCUCGGAAAUCACCAACACUGCAUUCGAGCCAUCUUCCAUGAUGGUCAAGUGUGACCCACGCCAUGGCAAGUACAUGGCCUGCUGUUUGAUGUACAGGGGCGACGUGGUCCCUAAAGACGUGAACGCAGCUGUAGCCACUAUCAAGACCAAGAGGACAAUCCAGUUUGUCGACUGGUGCCCGACCGGCUUCAAGUGCGGAAUCAACUACCAGCCGCCAACUGUGGUUCCUGGCGGCGAUCUUGCUAAGGUGCAGAGGGCUGUUUGUAUGAUCUCGAACUCGACGAGUGUGGCUGAGGUGUUCUCGAGGAUUGACCAUAAGUUUGACCUGAUGUAUGCUAAGAGGGCUUUCGUGCAUUGGUACGUGGGUGAGGGUAUGGAGGAAGGGGAGUUCUCCGAGGCUAGGGAGGACUUGGCUGCUCUGGAGAAGGACUACGAGGAAGUUGGAGCUGAAUCUGCUGAAGGUGAUGAUGAUGAGAACGAGGAGUAUUAGGGUUUGUUUUAAGAUGAGGUUAUGAAACCUUUUAAUCGUGGCAACCAAUGAACUCAUUGGUUGAUUGUUUGUCGUCAAAACAUCUUUCUAUUUUUCUUAUGUUUCUGUUGAACUGGUUUCUGGUGUUUUUGAACUUUUCGAAAUUUGCAUGUAAUUUUCUGCUAUCUGUUUGUGUGUUUAAUGGGGAUUAUUGGUAUCUUAUUUUUCAGUGUCUGUUGUUGUUUAUGACUCAAUCAUGGAUCAAUGUUUCUGCUAAUCUUUACAUGGUA